UGCUUCCCCUCGCGUGUUGCGCUCAAGUGCGAUCCAGGGCCUCGUUCCGUCCGUACCGUUGCCGCUUCGCUUCCGACCCCUUUGGCCUCUCAAAUAGCGCAAGCCUCGUCGGUCCUCAACCAGAGUCCGCACGUUCCUCCCUGCCUACUCCCAUCUUUCUCGCUGGCCGACUCAAGUUUGACAGAUCCUUCAUUCGCCAACUGACAAAUUCACACCCACAAGUUGCUGUCCCGGCAUUCCUUCCCUCGUAUCGUCCACUGUACUCCAUACCCGCCCCGCUUUUGCCUCAGUUGCUCAACCAUGUCCGAAGGUACCCCAAAUCGCCACCGCCAUCGGCAAAACAGCUCGAACGAUUCGCCUACACCUCUCCGGUCGCCGCACACGGUCGGGAGGACUCACUCGAGUUUGGCUCGUGCAUCGCCAAAGCCCUACCAGUCUCCUCGACCAACAACGUCGCCAUCACAGGUCGAAAACAGGCCACCUCGAUCAUCGUCAUCGUUAUCGUCGUCGUCGUCGUCCUCAACAGCACAAACCCUGGCACCAUCGUCACUUCUGUCGCGCCUUGGAUCAGCUUUCAUGUCCGUUGCUGACCAGUUUUCGGAUAUCUACAGUGGCUUGCAUAAGAAAACGACACCCUCUCCGGCGCGAAAAGUGCAUCAUAGAACUCUCAAGAGGACACCGAUUCGUCACUCAACGAGUGGUAUCUCAAAAGCCUCCAAUGCUAAUCUGCUCGCCACAACACUAUCUGCACAGAGAAGCCACCUGGGAAUGGACCGGACAGAGCUGUUGCCCAAGUCCACAUCGGCCUCCCCACCAUCGAUACCACCUCCGUCAAUAACACCGCCAUCACCGACCUCCAGCUCGGCGCAGGCUCAUACCGAUCCCAUCUUGCGGCUCCAGGAACUUGAAAAGCGAUUGGCCGAGUUCCAGGAAAAGCUCCAGGUUCAGCCCAACGCCGAGAUCGAGGUUGAGUCCAUGUCACUGGAAGAACGGAUCGAGUACAGUAUGAAGCAGCUCGCAAACCUAGAACAGCUCAUGUCACUUCAGUAUCGACCCCUCAGCCGGGUUACCAGUGGCCUUAGUCUAUCCCCGGGAUUGGGCUUUGGCAUGGGCUCGGGCACGCUGCCACCACCCCCACCUCCUCCUCCACCACCACCACCUCCACCACCACCAGUUGCUCCUUUGUUCUCCUCGGCAUCGCGAUCCUUAUCAGAUCUAUCGGCCAAGAGUCCGUCGGAUCUCUCGGGCGGCCCCUCGGGGCUAUUGAAGAAAAGUCCCAACAAUGCUCCGUCCCAGCAGCGAAUGAUUGUCGAUCAGCUGAUGAAGGAGAUCAAAACAGUAAAGCUGAAAAAGACUGGCCAUGAUUUGGCUAAUGAUACUGUUCGGAGUACGAGAAAAGAAACCCCAAUAGACCCGAAUGACCAUCAUGCCAUGUUGGCAGUGGCGAAUUUGAACAUCAAGUUCCAGAAUUGCAAAGGAGAAGUCUCGAGCAGCGACGAUGACAGCGACGACGACGAUGAAGACGGCUCUGAUUCGCCAUCCAAUGACCGACUGUAGUCAACUCAUUUCAUUUUGCCUGGUCUCCCUCCCGACCACUUUCCAUCCUCGCCUCUCCCUCUCUUCCCUUUGCAUGUCCAGUCUCCUCUUCC
Polychytrium aggregatum is the source of this 1649-nucleotide messenger RNA. RefSeq lists its product as uncharacterized. Gene Ontology annotation, cellular component: cytoplasm; actin filament. Bases 301 to 1557 code for a protein of 418 amino acids. The transcript has 5 exons. The record is from RefSeq and is a predicted model, not a curated record. Gene Ontology annotation, molecular function: microtubule binding; actin binding. Lineage: Eukaryota; Fungi; Chytridiomycota; Chytridiomycetes; Polychytriales. Gene Ontology annotation, biological process: actin filament polymerization.